Messenger RNA from Enhydra lutris kenyoni (northern sea otter), 723 nucleotides. RefSeq names its product collagen alpha-1(II) chain-like. Lineage: Eukaryota; Metazoa; Chordata; Mammalia; Carnivora; Mustelidae. The transcript has a single exon. The record is from RefSeq and is a predicted model, not a curated record. Bases 1 to 723 code for a protein of 240 amino acids.
AUGCUGCUGCUGUGUGCUGUGGGCGCAGCGGGAGGGCCGGCCGGACGCAGGUUGGGGCUGGGAGCUGGUUUCAACGAAAAGGCGGCGGGGUCGAGCCGGCCCCGGGGUCCCAGGGGUGGGCCCAGCUGCUCGUGCCCGCGCCUCGCGCGCCACUGCUCCGAGGCCUCCCGCACGGCCGGGGGCGGGCCCGGCGGGGAUUGGGCGCCGCGUGGGGGGCGGGGCUGGGUCCGUGCGCCCCCAGGCGGUCCCCGCCCGGGCGGAAAGUGCUGCGGCCCUCCCGGAAGCCCGGGCGCGCUCCCUGCUCCGGGCGGGUCUCGGCAUCGCGCACCCUCCACCAAGGUCCCUCUCGCUUCGCGACUGAAGCCCGCGGGGCAGGUGAGGAGACCUCGUUUGAGCGGGAAACCUGCGACGCUUGGUUGGCAGCUGUUCGGCGGACUCCCGCCUGCGGUCAGGCUCGCGAGGGAUUCUUCCUCCCUCGGCUUUGCCUCUGGUGGAGCCGGGUGCCCGCCAAGGGCCGAGUCUGCAGCCCCUAGCUGCAUUUGCGGCCGGUGCACUUGGGCCCUGCCCGUGCUUUACCCCCGGGCAGACCCCUCUGCCCCAGGCGUCUCGCCCGCCUGCCGCUACGACCAAGUCCCGGAGCAGGGAGCCCGAGGGCCCGGGGCGAACAGGGGGCCUGUAACGGGUCACCCUCAGCGCUGUCCCCAGAGUGGAUGCGCGACGUGA